Messenger RNA from Echinops telfairi (small Madagascar hedgehog), 10158 nucleotides. It is a transcript of the gene DMXL2, whose product is annotated as Dmx like 2. The transcript is spliced from 42 exons. The coding region runs from base 1 to 8910 and encodes 2969 amino acids. NCBI's taxonomy places the organism in Eukaryota, Metazoa, Chordata, Mammalia, Afrosoricida, Tenrecidae. The record is from RefSeq and is a predicted model, not a curated record. Gene Ontology annotation, cellular component: RAVE complex. Gene Ontology annotation, molecular function: protein binding. Gene Ontology annotation, biological process: vacuolar acidification.
AUGCAUCUGCAUCAGGUCCUCACCGGGGCGGUCAACCCUGGGGACAAUUGCUACUCCGUGGGCAGCGUCGGGGAUGUCCCCUUCACGGCAUAUGGAUCAGGCUGUGAUAUUGUUAUUUUGGCCAACGACUUUGAAUGCGUGCAGAUCAUUCCUGGUGCUAAGCAUGGGAACAUCCAAGUUAGCUGUGUGGAGUGUUCUAACCAACAUGGACGAAUUGCAGCAUCGUAUGGUAAUGCUGUUUGUAUUUUUGAGCCCUUGGGCAUAAAUUGUCAUAAGCGAAAUUGUCAAUUAAAGUGUCAAUGGCUUAAAACUGGGCAGUUUUUUUUGAGUUCUGUGACAUACAACUUAGCUUGGGACCCUCAAGAUAACAGAUUGUUGACUGCAACAGAGUCGGUUCAGUUGUGGGCUCCCCCAGGAAGGGACAUGCUGGACGAAGAGGAUGAAGCCGAUCGUGGAAUUCCUCCUGCCUUAAAUGAUUGGAAGUGCACUUGGCAGUGCAAGUUAGAUGACUGUCUUUUGAAAGUGUGGUACCCUAUGACUGGUUGGAAGUCUUCAAUUAUUCCUCAGGAUCACCUUGAAGUGAAAAGGAGGCAGGCGUGUACUCAGUUUUCCUUUGUUUAUUUGGCACAUCCCCGAGCGGUGACAGGUUUUUCGUGGCGUAAAACUAGCAAGUAUAUGCCCAGAGGCUCUGUCUGUAACGUGCUGCUAACCUCAUGCCAUGAUGGUGUCUGCCGGCUCUGGGCAGAAACCUUAUUACCGGAGGACUGUCUCUUGGGUGAGCAGAUCUGCGAGAGGACCACGUCUAGCAUCGCUAGCAGUCUUUCUCAUGCUGGAGUCCACAAAGACAGAAUACAGCAUGCUCUCGAGACCAUACACCAUCUGAAAAAUUUAAGAAAAGGACAAAGAAGAUCUUCUGUUCUUGUAACUCACACUGAAGUAAUGCCUGACCAGACUGGAACACACGAAGUUCAAAGGCAUAUUUCCCACCAUGCAAAUGCACUGUGUCAUUUUCACAUUGCUGCAAGCAUCAAUCCAGCCACAGAUAUCCCAAAUGUCUUGGCUGGUACAGCAUUUAAUGUUGAUGAUGGAAAUGGGGGCUUUGUGGUUCAUUGGUUAAACAACAAGGAAUUUCAUUUUACAUCAUCUACUGAGAUAUUUAUGCAGCAAUUACGAAAACUUUCUGAAAAGCAGGCAGAUCAUGAAAGUGAUUAUGGUGACAGAGAGGAUGAGGAGCAUUCACUGGAGGAGAGAGAGAGGGGCUUACAUAUGAAGCUAGACCAUGAAUUAUCCCUGGAUAGAGAAUCUGAGGCAGGUACAGGAUCAUCAGAGCAUGAAGAUGGGGAAAGAGAGGGAAGUCCUAGAAUCUACUCACGACCUCGGAUGCCAAUGCCGCUGCCUACAGUCCUGCUUGACCGGAAGAUUGAAAUGUUGCUAACUGAAUGGAAUAAGAAUCCUGACAUGCUUUUUACCAUACACCCUGUCGAUGGUACCUUUCUAGUGUGGCAUGUAAAGUAUUUGGAUGAAUAUAAUCCUGGAAUAUUUAGACAAGUUCAGGUUUCUUUUUCUUCCCGGAUUCCUGUUGCAUUUCCCUCUGGUGACGCAAGCUCUCUUAGUAAAAAUAUUAUGAUGUAUGCCUGCACAAAUGCUACGAAAGAUUUCCACCACCCUAUCUCCCACCAAGAGCGGGCGGCUUUAGGCAGUCCUCAUGGCUCCCAGCCACACUCCAGACUGCACAGUCUGAAAAUGAACGUCUUCAUGCCUACAGUCAUGAUGGUCUCCAAACAUAUAGAUGGCUCUUUAAACCAGUGGGCCGUCACUUUUGCUGAUAAGUCUGCCUUUACCACUGUUCUUACUGUGUCUCACAAAUUUAGAUACUGUGGUCAUCGAUUUCAUCUCAAUGAUCUGGCAUGUCAUUCCGUUUUACCUCUCUUGUUGACAUCAUCUCAUCAUAAUGCUCUGUUGACUCCUGAAUCAGAUUCAGAUGGUAAAUUAAGUAAAUUAAUGGAUCCCAUAAAACAUAUAAAAGGCUCCUCGAAGCAACCACUUAGGAAUGCAGCCACGUGUACGUUUCAUGACCCAAAUGCAAUCUACAGUGAACUUAUUCUGUGGCGUGUAGACCCAAUAGGACCAUUGUCAUACACUGGAGGGGUUUCCGAAUUGGCGCGAAUUAACUCUUUACAUACCUCAGCCUUCUCUAAUGUGGCUUGGCUUCCAACUCUUAUUCCCAGCUACUGCCUUGGCACAUACUGCAAUUCUGCUAGUGCUUGCUUUGUUGCUUCUGAUGGUAAAAAUCUUAGACUCUAUCAAGCUGUGGUAGAUGCAAGGAAAUUAUUGGAUGAACUGUCAGACCCAGAGUCUUCGAAACUUAUUGGAGAGGUGUUUAAUAUUGUGAGUCAACAGUCUACUGCUCGACCUGGCUGCAUUAUUGAACUCGAUGCAAUAACCAAUCAAUGUGGCUCAAAUACACAGCUGCUUCACGUGUUUCAAGAAGAUUUCAUUAUAGGAUAUAAACGACAUAAGGAAGAUGUGGAGAAAAAGGAAACGGAAAUAUUUUUUCAGCCAUCACAAGGGUACCGCCCACCACCAUUUUCAGAAAGGUUCUUUCUAGUUGUCAUUGAAAAGGACUGCAAUCAUUACUCUCUUCUCCACAUGUGGCAUCUUCACCUGAAGUCUGUCCAAGCAUGUCUAGCUAAAGCUGUAGAAGGUGUGUCCUCAGAGAGCUUGCUCUCAGUCCCUGGACAGAAGACAGCUGAUUCUUCCCCGGAAGUCUCUACGAGUGCCAGCCACAUGCCACAUUCUUCAUCAAUUGCCAACCUGCAGACGGCUAGUAAACUUAUUUUGAGUUCGAGACUGGUAUAUAGCCAACCCCUGGACCUCCCAGAAGGAGUGGAAGUGAUCAGGGCAACACCUUCAGCAGGUCACCUGAGUUCUUCUUCAAUUUAUCCAGUGUGUCUUGCGCCCUAUUUGGUGGUUACAACUUGUUCUGACAAUAAAGUGCGCUUCUGGAAAUGCUGUCUGGAAACCAACUCGGCAUGUGAGAGUGAUGCAAAAGAAACGUACCACUGGAGGAGAUGGCCCUUGAUGAACGAUGAAGGGGAAGAUAAUAGCAGUACAGUGAGCAUUGUGGGAAGACCGGUUGCUGUUAGCUGCUCCUACACAGGCCGCCUUGCAGUAGCUUACAAGCAACCUAUCCACCAAAAUGGUUUUGUUUCUAAAGAAUUUUCCAUGCAUGUUUGUAUAUUUGAGUGUGAAUCUACAGGAGGGUCAGAGUGGGUUUUAGAACAAACAAUUCAUCUUGAUGAUUCGGUUAAGGUCGGGAGUGUACUUGAUUCAAGGGUCAGUGUGGACAGCAAUCUGUUUGUGUACAGCAAAUCGGAUGCAUUUUUGAGCAAGGAUAGAUACCUUCUUCCCAAUAUAAAGCAUCUAGUACAUUUGGACUGGGUAUCCAAAGAAGAUGGCUCCCACAUUCUCACAGUGGGAGUCGGUGCUCACAUAUUCAUGUAUGGGAGGCUUUCGGGAAUUAUGACUGAGCAAACGAGCAGUAAGGACGGAGUAGCUGUCAUUACUCUACCACUAGGUGGCAGUAUCAAGCAAGGAGUUAGGUCAAGAUGGGUUCUUCUCAGAUCCGUAGACUUGGUUUCCUCUGUUGAUGGGACGCCUUCCCUGCCUGUGUCUCUCUCUUGGGUAAGGGAUGGGAUUCUGGUGGUGGGAAUGGACUGUGAAAUGCAUGUGUACGCACAGUGGAAGCACGUUGUCAAGUUUGGAGACGUCGAAGCUGAUAGUCCUGACGCAGAAGAGACGGCAAUGCAAGAUCACGCUGCCUUUAAAUCUAGCAUGCUGUCCAGAAAAAGUGUUGUUGAAGGAGCAGCCAUUGCUGAUGAUGUUUUCUGUUCGCCAACUGUCGUUCAAGAUGGCGGCCUGUUUGAGGCGGCACAUGUGCUUUCCCCCACGCUCCCACAGUACCAUCCCACCCAGCUGUUAGAACUGAUGGAUUUAGGAAAAGUUCGAAGGGCCAAAGCCAUUCUCUCUCAUUUAGUAAAAUGUAUUGCAGGGGAAGUUGCCAUAGUUAGAGACGCUGAUGCAGGAGAAGGAGGUAAGCGACAUCUCUCUCGAACCAUCAGUGUAAGUGGCAGCACAGCAAAGGACACCGUCACCAUAGGAAAAGAUGGCACCCGAGAUUAUACCGAGAUAGAUUCCAUUCCUCCUCUACCGCUACACGCAUUGCUCGCUGCAGAUCAAGAUACAACCUACAGAAUUCCGGAAGAAAGUACGAAAAUGGCACAGAGCUAUGAGGAUCAUACCAAAAGUCAGCCGGGGGAUCAGUAUUCAGAACUGUUCCAAAUCCAGGCUAUAACAACGGAUGACAUUGAUCUAGAGCCAGAAAAGCGAGAAAACAAAUCGAAAGUAAUAAAUCUUUCUCAGUAUGGACCAGCUUACUUUGGCCAAGAACAUGCUCGGGUACUUUCAAGCCAUCUCAUGCACUCAAGUCUGCCAGGCCUUACCCGUUUGGAACAGAUGUUCCUGGUGGCUUUGGCUGAUACAGUGGCUACCACCAGUACCGAGCUCGAUGAAAGCAGAGAUAAGAGUUACUCAGGAAGAGACACGCUAGACGAGUGUGGUUUGAGAUACUUGCUAGCCAUGCGCUUACACACGUGCCUGUUGACUUCACUGCCUCCUUUGUACCGAGUGCAGCUGCUUCAUCAAGGUGUGUCUACCUGCCAUUUUGCCUGGGCCUUUCACUCCGAAGCUGAGGAAGAACUGAUUAAUAUGAUUCCUGCAAUCCAGAGAGGGGACCCUCAGUGGUCUGAGUUGAGAGCCAUGGGAAUAGGUUGGUGGGUCAGGAAUAUUAACACUCUUCGAAGGUGCAUUGAAAAGGUUGCUAAAGCCUCUUUCCAAAGGAACAAUGAUGCCUUGGAUGCGGCAUUGUUCUAUCUUUCAAUGAAGAAGAAGGCAGUAGUGUGGGGUUUGUUUAGGUCACAGCAUGAUGAAAAAAUGACCACCUUUUUCAGCCACAACUUUAAUGAAGAUCGGUGGCGUAAAGCCGCUCUGAAAAACGCUUUUUCUUUACUUGGGAAACAACGCUUUGAACAAUCUGCUGCUUUUUUCUUGUUAGCUGGUUCAUUGAAAGAUGCCAUAGAGGUAUGCCUUGAAAAAAUGGAAGAUAUUCAGCUAGCCAUGGUUAUCGCCCGCUUAUAUGAAUCUGAAUUUGAGACUUCAUCCACUUAUACCUCCAUCUUAAAUCAGAAGAUUUUGGGUUGCCAAAAGGAUGGCUCCGGAUUCAAUUGCAGAAAGCUCCAUCCUGAUCCUUUCCUGCGCAGUCUUGCCUACUGGAUCAUGAAAGGCUACACCCGUGCUUUGGACACAUUACUGGAGCAGACACCAAAGGAAGAGGAUGAGCAUCAAGUUAUCAUCAAAUCGUGUAACCCAAUGGUAUUUAGCUUUUACAACUACCUUCGAACUCAUCCAUUGGUUAUUAGAAGAAACCUUGCCUCCCCUGAAGGAGCUUUGGCAACCGUAGGGCUCAAAACUGAGAAAAACUUUGUUGAUAAAAUUAACCUCAUAGAAAGGAAAUUGUUCUUUACCACCGCAAAUGCUCACUUUAAAGUUGGAUGCCCUGUUUUAGCUUUGGAAGUGCUCUCUAAAAUUCCCAAAGUCACCAGAACAUCAGCCCUAUCGAUCAAAAGAGACCAGCCUGACUUCCUUUCUAAAAGGACGGGGGAUGUCCCUUCCGAAUCGCACGUUCCGAGAGAAGGCAGUGGUGGUUCCGGCCUUGACUGGUCAAAUGCAGCUUCGUCCCUGGUUGACUGGAGUCAGCCAAUAGUCACAGUUGUGGAGGAGCCUCUUAACCUGGACUGGGGUGAGGAGCACGAUAGUGCCUUAGAGGAUGAGGAAGAAGAUGGCGUCGGGUUAGUGAUGAAAAGGACCGAUGGUGGGGAAAAAGGUAGACAAGAAGAUAAGAAAGCCCCAGACCCUCAGGAAGAGGACUCCCCUGAAUGUGAUACUGAGGUUGACGUGAUUGCGGAACAACUGAAAUUCAGAGCCUGUUUAAAGAUCCUCAUGACUGAACUAAGAACACUGGCAACAGGCUAUGAAGUGGAUGGAGGGAAACUCCGAUUUCAACUCUAUAACUGGCUUGAAAAGGAAAUUGCUGCCUUGCAUGAGAUAUGCAACCACGAAUCGGGUAUGAAGGAAUAUGCUGGUGGAACAUACUCCAGAGAAGAGGGUGAUCCCAGGGAUCAGGAAGAAAUGGUAGACAAACCGGAUAUCGGCUCUUACGAGCGCCACCAGAUCGAGAGGCGCAGACUGCGGGCCAAACGGGAGCACGCAGAACGGAGGAAGCUGUGGCUGCAGGAGAACCAGGACCUCCUGCGGGUGUUUCUGAGUUACUGCAGCCUCCACGGGGCCCAAGGCGGGGGCCUGGCCUCGGUACGGAUGGAACUCAAAUUUUUGCUGCAAGAAUCCCAGCAGGAAACUACUGUGAAGCAGCUCCAGUCUCCACUUCCAUUGCCCACGACCCUCCCUCUGCUCUCAGCAAGUAUUGCUUCCACAAAAACGGUCAUAGCCAACCCUGUAUUGUACUUAAAUAAUCACAUCCACGACAUACUGUACACCAUCGUUCAGAUGAAGGCGCCGCCACAUCCCAACAUUGAAGAUGUGAAGGUGCACACCCUUCAUUCACUAGCAGCGUCCCUCUCUGCGUCGAUUUACCAAGCUCUCUGUGACAGUCAUAGCUACAGCAGUCAAACGGAAGGAAAUCAGUUUACAGGGAUGGCCUAUCAAGGACUUCUUUUGAGUGAUCGCCGAAGACUGCGGACGGAAAGCAUUGAAGAACAUGCCACACCAAAUUCAUCUCCUGCCCAGUGGCCUGGUGUGAGCUCACUUAUCAAUCUCCUGAGUUCAGCCCAAGAUGAAGACCAGCCCAAAUUGAACAUUUUGUUGUGUGAAGCUGUGGUAGCUGUCUACUUAAGUUUACUGAUACAUGCUUUGGCCACAAAUUCCUCCAAUGAGCUGUUUCGACUUGCAGCCCACCCACUGAAUAAUCGAAUGUGGGCUGCUGUUUUUGGAGGGGGUGCGAAACUUGUUGUGAAACCUCGAAGACAAUCAGAGAAUAUUUCAGCACCACCUGUUCCUUCCGAAGACAUGGAUAAACACCGCAGGCGGUUCAACAUGCGCAUGCUGGUCCCUGGAAGGCCUGUAAAAGAUGCCACCCCACCCCCAGUGCCUGCUGAGAGGCCGUCUUACAAAGAAAAGUUCAUUCCUCCUGAGCUUAGUAUGUGGGAUUAUUUUGUUGCAAAGCCGUUUCUCCCUUUGUCUGAUAGUGGUGUGAUCUAUGAUUCAGAUGAAAGCCUUCACAGUGACGAUGAAGAAGAUGAUGCUUUUUUUUCAGAUGUACAAAUCCAGGAGCACCAAGACCCAAACUCCUAUAGCUGGGCUCUUCUACAUUUGACAAUGGUUAAGCUAGUCAUUCACAAUGUCAAGAACUUUUUUCCCAUUGCUGGAUUGGAAUUUUCUGAGCUGCCUGUAACCUCACCGUUAGGCAUUGCUGUGAUUAAAAACUUGGAGAACUGGGAACAGAUCCUGCAAGAGAAAAUGGAUCAGUUUGAAGGGCCACCCCCUAACUAUGUCAACACGUAUCCCACUGACCUUUCUGUGGGAGCUGGUCCAGCCAUUCUUCGAAACAAAGCAAUGCUAGAACCUGAAAAUACUCCGUUCAACUCGCAAGUUGAAGCUGAUCUGGGUUAUCCAGGUGGAAAAGCAAAAGUCAUUCACAAGGAGUCAGAUAUGAUCAUGGCGUUUUCCGUUAAUAAGGCAAACUCUAAUGAAAUUGUCUUGGCUUCCACACAUGAUGUUCAAGAACUUGACGUCACUUCUCUGUUAGCCUGUCAGCCAUAUAUCUGGAUUGGAGAAGAAUAUGACAGGGAAUCUAAAAGUUCCGAUGACAUUGACUACCGCGGCUCCACGACAACUCUUUACCAGCCCGGUGCGGCAGCCCACCCAGCCACUCAGGUGCAUCCGCCUUCGUCUCUGCCGUGGCUGGGCAGUGGGCAGACCAGCACGGGAGCUAGCGUGCUGAUGAAAAGGAAUCUACAUAACGUGAAGAGAAUGACCUCCCACCCCGUCCAUCAAUACUACCUUACGGGAGCUCAGGAUGGCAGUGUACGCAUGUUUGAAUGGACGCGGCCGCAGCAGCUGGUAUGCUUUCGCCAAGCGGGCAAUGCCAGAGUGACCAGGUUAUACUUUAACUCACAGGGCAACAAGUGCGGGGUUGCAGACGGAGAAGGUUAUAUGAGUAUCUGGCAAGUAAACCAAACUGCAUCAAACCCUAAACCGUACAUGAGUUGGCAGUGCCACAGCAAGGCUGCGAGCGACUUUGCAUUUAUCACCUCUUCAAGUCUCGUUGCCACCUCUGGACAGUCCAAUGACAAUAGGAAUGUGUGCCUCUGGGACACCUUGAUAGCCCCUGGAAACAGCCUCAUUCAUGGUUUCACGUGCCAUGACCACGGGGCCACGGUCCUUCAGUACGCACCGAAGCAGCAGCUCCUCAUCUCUGGAGGCAGGAAAGGCUAUGUCUGCAUUUUUGACAUCCGGCAGAGACAGCUCAUUCACACCUUCCAGGCUCAUGACUCGGCCAUCAAGGCCCUAGCUUUGGAUCCCUAUGAAGAAUAUUUCACGACAGGUUCAGCAGAAGGUAACAUAAAGGUUUGGAGAUUGAUAGGCCACGGCUUGAUCCACUCAUUUAAAAAUGAGCAUGCCAAGCAGUCCAUCUUCCGAAACAUUGGGGCUGGAGUCAUGCAGAUCGACAUCAGCCAGGGCAGCCGGCUCUUCUCCUGCGGUGCAGACGGCACGCUCAAAACAAGGGUUUUACCAAAUGCUUUUAACAUCCCUAGUAGAAUUCUUGACAUUCUAUAGCCUUAAGGAUUCAGGGCUUUAUUUUUUUAUACACAUUUCAGUCGAAAAGCACUGCAGAAACUAUUAGGCACCGAGGAAGAAAACCAGUUCAGCUUCCCAUGCAGUGAACACAUUGCAAACAGUAGCAGUCUGCGUGGAUGUGAAUCUGAUCCAGCAGUGGUGUGACUCACUCAGAACAUCGCCCAUGCGGGUUGCGCAUGUACUUGUCUUCCUGCCACCAUACUGAGAGAUCCAGCCCACUGUCGUGUGGAGGCUAGCUCUUCUGUACAGCACUUAGCAAACCUGAUUCGGGAAACAUUUGAGGUUAGAGGUUAGCAUCUGAGAGGUAAGGAAUCAGAGAGCCCUUUACACCGAAUGAAGGGGGGAAAUGUUGUUGAUUCCGGCAUUUCUUUCUGUUCUUGCCCUGACUGUGCAUGCCUGCACUGUCCCUCUGUGUUGGCCGAAGGGCAAUCCUAAGGCGUUAGGAGUUCUAGAGCACCAGAGAAAGCGCGCUCCGUUUCGGAGCCGCGCGCAGUGACUGAUCCUCUGUCCCGGAAGGCCACUUUCAUUCUUCCCCGCUGAAUAUGUCCCCUGUUAAGUGUUUAUAUUGAGCGAGCACUGUCACUUGCAAAUGAGCGCAAAUUCCAAUGCAAUGUUUUCCUCAUGAUUUGCACAUUCACACCUUUUUUUGGACUGCUAGUUUUUCUAUUUAAAUCUUUGCCUUCACGUUAGGAAUGUACUACGUGACCAUGACAUCUCUGUCGCUAACGCAAACAUACCUUCCUAAUCCGCUUGAGUGCUUUUUCUUUUCCUGUAUUUGAGGCUAGCCACCCACAACAUUUGAAGACUGUGUUGAAGCUACACCAGUACCAUAUUUCACAUCAUAAUUAAAAUGAAUGUGAGGCUUUUUGUGGCCAGUUAAUAGUUGAUGAGAUUGGUGAUAUUAUUUAUUGCCACAGCCUAUUGUAUAAACUAUGCAGAGGUAAAUAUUAUUUGCUUGUAAAAUAUUAGCCAAUGUUGUCAUAUUUUGAUGUAUUUCCUUGGUUUUGACCAAAAAUAUGUUCUUGAGAUAUUGAUACCAAUGUCUGUGUGUUUUAAUGUUUACCAGCAAAUUGUUUCAUCAUGUUAAUGAGAAUGUUUAAUGCCUGUGUGGUAAACAGUCAAGUAAAAUGACAUAAAAGCACCUUUCUCUGAAGGUAAUGUGACGUUCAGGCUGUGAAAUACACAUGUAAGAGAGAAAUAAAUGUUAUUUGUUAGAGUUUUACCGUA